GUAAACAAAACAAUAUUGAAAACAAAACAUUGGAAAAACGUGUGAAAAAUUGGAAAGUACCGGUGAAAAUAGUGUCUGCUGCCUGGCCUGUUGAUUUUUAUAAAUUAAAACUUGAUUUUUGAAAUCAGCUUCCAACAUGAGUAGGAGAAAGAAAGUUAAGAUGGAAUACAAGGAAAUGGAGGAGAAACCAAUUAUUGCAGAAGAGAAUAUACCUACAGACAUUAAUGAUAAGCCUGAAAAAUCAAAACUUCAGCUAACAGACAAAAAGUUGAGUCCUGGUUCCAGCAACUCUAAUAAGUCUGUGAAAAAAGAAACAAGAAAAGAGGAAAUUAAGAGAGAAGACGAUAAGAAAAAGGAAGAUCCAGACUCGGAAUUGGAUGACCCAAUCAUCAAAGAUCUCUUUUCAGGCCUGGAGGGUGCAGCAUUCCAAAGUCGCAUGCCUUUUGACAAGUUAACAUCCACUGAAGCUGCUUGCUUUCCAGAUAUUGCUAAUGCAGCCUUGCAAACAGUGAAAGUUUAUCUGAAUAUUCGAAACCGUGUUUUGCAAAUGUGGCUUGAAAACCCAAAGCUUCAACUCAUUUUGGAGCAUGCAAUUGAAAAAAUGGAAGCCCCAUUCAAUAGUGAUGUUCAGCUGUUGACAAGAGUUCAUGCCUUUUUGGAAAGGAAUGGCUUCAUCAACUAUGGAAUCUUCAAAAGAUUAAAGGCAAUACCAAGUCAAAAGUAUGGGAAAGUUAUUGUUAUUGGGGCAGGUAUAGCUGGACUUGCAGCUGCACAACAGUUACAACAGUUCGGCCUAGAAGUUAUUGUGCUGGAAUCAAGAGACAGGGUUGGAGGCAGAAUUGCUACAUUCAGAAAAGGUAACUAUGUAGCUGAUCUCGGAGCGAUGGUAGUAACCGGCCUCGGUGGAAAUCCGGUCACCACUCUCAGCAAGCAGAUCGACAUGGAACUGCAUAGAAUACGUCAAAAGUGCCCACUGUACCAGUCCACCGGAGUCACGGUGGACAAAGACAAGGACGAGAUGGUCGAAAGAGAGUUCAACCGUCUCCUGGAAGCCACUUCGUAUUUGUCACAUCAACUGGAUUUCAAUUAUGCUGGCAACAAACCUGUGAGUUUAGGACAAGCCUUGGAAUGGGUCAUCAAGCUACAGGAAAAACACGUGAAGGAAAAACAAAUUCAGCAUUUGAAAUCCGUCAUAGCCUUACAAGAAAAACUCAAAAUCAAUCAAACUAACCUUGUCAAUGUGAAAGAAAAGAUGAAAGAAAUAGAUGCCAGUGUGAAAGAAAUGGCGGAGAUUGAAAAACGUAACAUUCAAGAAGAGUUUGCUUACAGAAGUGGGCUGAAAGAUCUGAGAGAUUUGGCCAGGGAGUGGGAUCAAUUGCAGGAACAAGCAAAGGAGAUUGAACGAAAAUUAGAAGAAUUGGAUAACUCCAGACCAAGUGAUGUAUAUCUGUCAUCGAAGGAUCGCCAAAUUCUAGAUUGGCAUUUUGCCAACUUGGAAUUCGCCAAUGCAACACCGCUCUCCAACUUGUCUCUGAAGCACUGGGACCAGGACGACGAUUUCGAGUUUACCGGGAAUCAUUUAACAGUACUCAUAAAGGACGAAGUAGCUAUAGAGGAUGAGGUUGCUAUUAUGGAAGAGGUAGUUUACAAAUGUGGCAAACCAGGACAUAAAUGUAAUGAGUGUAGAGAAAGCUCAAAUGUAGCAGACUGUGAGAAAACGGAUAGUGAAGUCUCUGGAAAAAAAAUGCAUUCAUUGCUGAUGAAACUGAACUGCCCCUAG
Messenger RNA from Phaedon cochleariae (mustard beetle), 1780 nucleotides. The record is from the annotation of a GenBank genome assembly. Lineage: Eukaryota; Metazoa; Arthropoda; Insecta; Coleoptera; Chrysomelidae.